AUGCAGCAAUACGGCACAACCCCCCGUCAGGGGAUAUCCAAAUGGUGGUGCAUCAGCUUCUUCAUCGCCGCCGUCAUCUUCUUCAUCAUCGGCGGUGCUCUCAUGGGCACCUAUCUCAACUCGAGCUACUCUAGCUGCUACUCUAGCUCCUACUCCUACUACAGCAGCUACGACUACUCCUGCCUGGAUGGCAACAUGGGUGAAUGGUAUGGCGGUAUUGCCAUGAUCGCUCUCGGCGGUGUCUGCAAGUUCAUCGCCUGGGUUCUUCUCAUCGUCUUCUGCGUGCAACGCCGUCGCUUCAUCCAAACAAACAUCACUUACGUUAAUGCCCCGACUGCUCCCAUGGAGCCUGUCUCCCAGCAUGGCUACGUUGCUCCUCAGCCUACCUACCCUGCUCAGCCUGCUGCUGCUCAGUUCCCUCACUCGCCUGCCAGCCCGGCCCCCUACCCGGCCAGCGUUGGCACUCCCCCUCCUAACAAGGAGGCUACUGCCACUGCCUUCAGAUACUGUGGCCAGUGCGGUACUGCUGUUUCAAGCCGUUUCUGCCCUCAGUGUGGUACCGGCAACUAA
Molecule: messenger RNA, 570 nt
Organism: Penicillium subrubescens
Lineage: Eukaryota; Fungi; Ascomycota; Eurotiomycetes; Eurotiales; Aspergillaceae
Exons: 1
Coding region: 1-570 (189 amino acids)
Source: RefSeq, a predicted model, not a curated record